AUGCAUCUACUCACAUAGCAAAAUUACCAAAUUAUUUAAUUCCAAUUCAACAAUUAUUAUUAAACUUAGAAGUAUUUUAAUUAAAUUUAUAUAGGAAUUAAAAUGGUUUAAAAAAUGUUCUAUCAUCUUAUGUCAUCCAGUUAUUUGUAAUAAAGAAUUCAGAGAUUUCAAAACAAUGUGUUUUUGGAAAUACUCGAAGUGAAAAUGAAUGUAAAAGUUCAGGUUUUUGUAUUUGGGAGAAUGAUUUUUGUAUUUUAAAUUCCAGCCGAUUAUACAAUAUUGAGAUUAAUAGUUAGAAUCUAUGCAAGAAUUUCCAAUAAGAAGAUUGUCGAGAAUAAGAGCAUUGUGGAUUUUAUUUUGGUUAAUGUUAAGACUUCAUAUAUUGCAACAUAUUGGAUAAAGAUAAUUGUUAAGAAUCGUCAUAUAAAUGUGUAUCAGAUGGCUCAAAGUGGGUUUAGAUGUUAGAAUGUAGUGAUUAUAAAAUAGAGAAUGGACGUGCGGAUAAAAAUCAGAAUGGUAAUUAUUGCUUUAGGUUUGUGGUUACAAAGAAAAAAUGUAAAAAUGUAAAUUUAUGUGAAGAGUUACCAAUAUAUUUAACAAAUCAUAGCAUACCCAACGAAGGUCUUAAUGGGCGUACAAUAAACGAAUAAGGUUACGGAUGUAUAGAAUAAAUGGAGUCAUGUUCAUAAUAUGCUAAUUAUUUUUUAUGUUUAAAAAGAAAGAUAAUUUUUUUUUGGAUGGAACAAAAGCAUAAUGUGUUGAAAAUGUUGCGAAAAUCUACCAUUUAUUUAGGAUUAUGA
This is a messenger RNA of Paramecium pentaurelia, 800 nucleotides long. The record is from the annotation of a GenBank genome assembly. NCBI's taxonomy places the organism in Eukaryota, Ciliophora, Oligohymenophorea, Peniculida, Parameciidae.